Molecule: messenger RNA, 540 nt
Organism: Glarea lozoyensis ATCC 20868
Lineage: Eukaryota; Fungi; Ascomycota; Leotiomycetes; Helotiales; Helotiaceae
Product: Homeo
Exons: 5
Coding region: 1-540 (179 amino acids)
Biological process (GO): positive regulation of transcription by RNA polymerase II; mitotic cell cycle
Cellular component (GO): nucleus
Molecular function (GO): RNA polymerase II cis-regulatory region sequence-specific DNA binding; DNA-binding transcription factor activity, RNA polymerase II-specific
Source: RefSeq, a predicted model, not a curated record
AUGUCUAAACGUGGUGGCGAACGAGCAGACAUUGGACUCAACUCUGGUUCACCAUCUACCUCUACCAUUGACAGUUCCAUCAAACCAGAGACUACAGCUCCAGGCAAUCCCCGAAACAACAAAAGACGUGCUCCCGGUCCGGCAUCAUCUCCAUCAGCCAUGUCUGGUCCAUCAAAUCCUGCGCCUCCUACGGCGAGUGCAGAGGAAGCAAACAUGGGGUCGAUGGCUCCACCGGCGAAGAAAAGCCGCACAAAUACUCCUUGGACUCCUGCCGAAGAGCAGAGGUUGAAGACGAUGAGAGAUGCGGGCAACAGUUGGGCAGAAAUUGCAAAGACUUUUCCAGCAAGAACUGAAGGCAGUGUGAAAAAGCAUUGGUACAAGGAUAUGCAUUAUGCGGAAUUUGCAGAAGACGAGAGUCAGGCUCUCCUCAAUGCCAUCAAAGAAUACGAAACCAAUAAAUGGAAGGUGAUUGGUGCAAAAGUUGGCAAGCCAGCUAAGGCAUGCGAACAAUAUGCGAAAGAACAUUUCGGAAAGUCCUAA